Acaulospora morrowiae is the source of this 433-nucleotide messenger RNA. NCBI's taxonomy places the organism in Eukaryota, Fungi, Glomeromycota, Glomeromycetes, Diversisporales, Acaulosporaceae. The record is from the annotation of a GenBank genome assembly.
AUUUUUAAGUAGGAUAGAUUUAGGUCACAAUGAUUCUAUCGGCCUUUAUAUUAAGUUUGUCAAUCAAAGCGACCUAAGUAAUAGUACCGAAAACAACAUAUCUAUAAAUUUAUUUGAUCCAGAAUAUAAUCCGCGACUUGAAGGUUUUCAUGCAGAUAUAUAUAGCUCAUUUGAUGACUCGCUAAACUCCAUGAAUUAUUAUUAUUUAUCUAAAAGAACAAGAAUGCAUUAUCAACUGAAAUAUUUCCGAGUGAUUAGACACACAAUAAAAAAUACCGCUCUAAGUUACGUUGGCUUUCGACCAGAAUAUGAUACACAGAUAUAUGAUGAAUCAGUAUUAAAUGUUAUUUCAAAUAGCUUACCAUCCAUCUCAAAUGAAGGAUCUUUUGUUUAUGCAAUAAUUGACAUUACUCCCCACAGAAAUUUGUUAUAG